Molecule: messenger RNA, 7780 nt
Organism: Equus caballus (horse)
Lineage: Eukaryota; Metazoa; Chordata; Mammalia; Perissodactyla; Equidae
Source: RefSeq, a predicted model, not a curated record
CCUCAGGUGGAAUAAAAAUCGCACCCUCUGCGGGCUCGCGAGAUAAGCGGCGCAGCCUCAGGUGCCCCGAGCGAGCUACGAAUGGGGCUGGGCGAGCGCACGUGGAGCGUGUUUACAGAUAGCUGCCCCAGCGCCCGCGCCUCCCAGCGCCGGUUCCCGGGAGCCCCGCGCCCACCUGCCGGGACAGGACCAGCCUGAGCAGGGAUCAUGAGCCACGCAAAGUAAAGCAGCGGUUCGGCUGAAAGAAGACAUGAAAAAGAUAGUGGCAGUGCCACUCAAUGAGCAGAGGAAUUCUACCUAUAAAAAAUUGUUUGGAGUCAGUCUCCAAGAGCUUCAACAGCAGGGGCUCACUGAGAAUGGCGUUCCAGCUAUAGUGGGGAAUAUCGUGGAGUACUUGACAGAGCAUGGACUCAGCCAGGAGGGCCUUUUCAGGGUGAAUGGCAAUGUGAAGGUGGUGGAACAGCUGCGCCUGCAGUUCGAGAGCGGAGCGCCCGUGGAGCUGGGGAGAGACGGCGACGUGUGCGCGGCGGCCAGUCUGUUGAAGCUCUUCCUGCGGGAGCUGCCGGAGCGGGUGAUCACCGCAGCUGUACGACCCCGGCUCAUUCGGCUCUUCCAGGGUUCGUACGAUGACAGACAUGAUGCUCAGGAGAGUCGCUUAAGAGACUUAAUAAGAGAGCUGCCAGACACCCACUACUGCCUCCUCAAGUACCUGUGCCAGUUCUUGACAGAAGUAGCCAAGCACCACGUGCAGAAUCGCAUGAACGUUCACAAUCUCGCCACCGUGUUUGGGCCAAAUUGCUUUCAUGUGCCACCUGGGCUUGAAGGCGUGAAAGAACAAGACCUCUGCAACAAGAUAAUGGCUAAAAUACUGGAAAAUUAUAAUACCCUGUUUGAAGUAGAAUAUACAGAAAAUGAUAACCAGAGGUGUGAAAGCCUGGCCAGGCUUAUCAUAGUAAAAGAGGCCAGUUGUCAGAACUCCUUGCCCAUGCUUCUAACAAAAGACUUAGAAAGAGAGAUGCAGAAACCAUGUCCAAAAACCAGGAUCCCAAAGUCCAGGAGUGAGGGAUCUAUUAAGGCCCACAGGGUACCUCAACCGGAGCUAUCUGAUGGCGUUCCUCAGGUCAGCCUACGGCUAAGUCGUAGAAAACCCUGCUGGGAUGACAUGAAUUCAGCAGAGGAUGCUAGCAGUGCCAAGUUGGUAUCCAGUUCACAGGAAGAUGAAAGACCUAUGUCACCUUUCUAUUUGAGUGCCCAUGUAUCCCAGGUCAGCAAUGUUUCAACGACUGGAGAACUCUUAGAAAGAACCAUCCGGUCAGCUGUAGAACAGCAUCUUUUUGAUGUUAAUAGCUCCGGAGGCCAAAGUUCAGAGGACUCGGAAUCUGGGAGCUCAUCAGCAUCUUCCACCACGUCCACCAGGCAGCGCCGGCGCCCGUCCAAGGAGCAGGAUGAAGUUCGGUGCGGCAGAGACCUGGGACUUAUCAACAAAGAAAAUAUUCCUUCUGGGUUCACCAACCUUGACGAUUGUAUUUUGAAUGCUCCAGAAGUGGAAAAAUUACAUGAGAGUGCUUCUGGUUCUAUUGGAGAAAGGGGCAAACCCAAACGUCAGAAAUCCAGUUCUAAACUUUCUGAGCACAAUGAGAAUCAAGAUGGCCUUGUGAAUAUGGAAAGUCUCGGUUCCCCACCUUCUCACGAGAGGACUGCGCCUGAUGAUGUUGAACUGAUGUCCGAUGAAAGCAAAGAAAAUGAAAAAGAGGAUGGACACACCCAGCAUUUUGAGAGCUCCACAAUGAAGAUUCAGGAGCAUCCCAGCCUACCUGACACCAAACUGCAGAGGACUCAAGAUGCCGAUGACCAGCAGGAGAGCUUUGUCUCUGAAGUACCCCAGCUGGACCUGACUGCACUGUGUGAUGAGAAAAGCUGGGAAGAGCCCAUCCCUGCUUUCUCCUUGUGGCAGCAGGGGAGCGUGGACUCUGACGAGGCGCGCCUCUCCCCGCAGGCCGGGCGCCUGAUUCGUCAGCUUCUGGAUGAGGACAGCGACCCCAUGCUCUCUCCUCGGUUCUACGCUUAUGGGCAGAGUAGGCAAUACCUGGAUGACACAGAAGUGCCUCCUUCUCCUCCAAAUUCCCAUUCUUUCAUGAGGCGGCGCAGCUCCUCCCUGGGGUCCUACGAUGAUGAGCAAGAGGACCUGACACCUGCCCAGCUCACGCGAAGGAUUCAGAGCCUUAAAAAGAAGAUCCGAAAGUUUGAAGACAGAUUUGAAGAAGAGAGGAAGUACAGACCUUCCCACAGUGACAAAGCAGCCAAUCCAGAGGUUCUGAAAUGGACAAAUGACCUUGCCAAGUUCCGGAAACAACUUAAAGAGUCAAAGCUAAAGAUAUCUGAAGAGGACCUAAGCCCCAGGAUGCGGCAGCGAAGCAACACGCUCCCCAAGAGUUUUGGUUCCCAACUUGAGAAAGAAGAAGAGAAGAAGCAAGAUUUGGUAGAUAAAGCGAUAAAACCAAGUGUUGAAGCCACACUGGAAUCUAUCCAGAGGAAGCUCCAGGAGAAGCGGGCAGAAAGCAGCCGUCCCGAGGACAUUAAGGAUAUGACCAAAGACCAGAUUGCAAAUGAGAAAGUGGCUCUGCAGAAAGCUCUGUUGUAUUAUGAAAGCAUUCAUGGACGGCCGGUAACCAAGAACGAACGUCAGGUUAUGAAGCCGCUAUAUGACAGGUACCGGCUGGUCAAACAGAUCCUGUCCCGGGCCAACACCAUCCCCAUCAUUGGUUCCCCCUCCAGCAAGCGGAGAAGCCCUUUGCUGCAGCCAAUUAUCGAGGGCGAAACUGCUUCCUUCUUCAAGGAGAUCAAGGAAGAAGAGGGUUCAGAAGAUGACAGCAACAGCAAGCCAGACUUCACGGUCACUCUGAAAACCGACUUCAGUGCACGUUGCUUCCUGGACCAAUUUGAAGAUGAUGCUGAUGGGUUUAUUUCCCCAAUGGAUGAGAAAAUGCCCUCCAAAUGCAGCCAGGACACCGGGCUUUCAAAUCUCCAUGCUGCUUCAAUACCUGAACUCUUGGAACACCUUCAGGAAAUGAGAGAAGAAAAGAAAAGGAUUCGAAAGAAACUGCGUGAUUUUGAAGACAAUUUUUUCAGGCAAAAUGGAAGAAAUGUCCAGAAGGAAGACCGCACUCCGAUGACUGAAGAAUACAAUGAAUAUAAGCACAUAAAGGCGAAACUAAGGCUCUUGGAGGUGCUCAUCAGCAAGAGAGACACUGAUUCCAAGUCCAUGUAAGGGGGCACCCCAGCCCGAGUCAAGGGGGCUGGGGAUGCGGAGUGAACUUGCCACCUGCCUCCCCUGGUAAACAGCCGCUCUGCAGAAACUGGAAGGCAGCCUUGGAGCUGGACCUGCAAAGCAUGUAGCCUUCUGCCUCCAGGCCAUUGGGAUGGGCUCCAAUUUCCAUCGCCUGCCUUAGAAACCACCCAGAAGGAAGAAGGCAAUUUGCCCCGACUUAGGAAUUCUGUCAGGAAGAUCAAGAUUUCUGCGUGCCUCCUCGUGCGUACACAUGCACACACAGACACUAUAGUGGAAAUGUUACUAACACUAGCAGUGAUGAAUCACUACAUUGAGGCACACUCAUCUACAGAGAACACACACUGUUCUUCCCUGGGUAACUGAGAAACAUGAGACCAUUCUCUGUCUAGCUGUGACAGAAACAAGCUCAGGACUUCGUUCUGUGGAGCGAACGUACUGUGCAGGUCCAUGCUGUCUUUGGACCCAGUCAAGGGGGAACGUGCAUUGGAGCCCUAUCUGCUGCCGUGGCCAUUCUUGUGACCUUUGCACAGAGCUGCACCUCUCCCCUCUCAUGUGAAUUGUUCCCCUCCAGCUCUCAGGUAGAUGGAAGCUGCGUCUGCCCAUAUGGGUGGUACAAACAUCUAUUUGAAGGUGUGUUUCUUCAAGACUUCCUCAGCUGACAGAAUUUUGAUCCCUGACUAGGACUGGAUCAUCUGUAGAGGACGGAGGGAAUAUAGCAGUAGCUAUAUGAAUGCUGACUUUUAAAUCAGGUAACAGGGUGAAGAGCCUGGAGAAUUCUCUCUGGAACGUGGACCGCACUUAUCAGUCUCAGAUUUUAACAUCAAACACUAAGCGAGGCCAGCAUGCUAUGGCAACCUGUCUGAGGCUUAGUUUCGUUUGGGCACUAGCCAAACAUAAAGGAUUUUGCUUAAUUCUUAGCUUAAGUGUAGAGGAUCGUGAGAGAGGGAGAAAGAGCCUGUGUUCGCAGCCUCCUGAGUACUCACCAGAGUUUGAUUUUUUUUUUUUUAAAGGAAAGCUGCACUAAAAUCCUCUAACUGAGGGGUAAAUGCAGCCCUCAGAGCUCAGCCCAAGGCAGAAUCUAAGUCACGCUAUUUUCAAGAUCAUGUGUAAAGAGAACAAAUAAUGGUGUGUGGCCAAUUAUGGUUAUAAUUUUUUCAAAAACUGUGUCACAAAGCUGUCUAUAGUUAGACGUUUUGGAGGGACCAGGAAUUUAAGACACCAAAGCACUCAUCACUUCGGUGUGCUGAUGUCACUUUGUGAUUUGGUGUUACUUUGUGACUGUCUGUGUCUGCACUUAGGAGAGUGGGUUCUGGUUCGGCCUGUCCAUCCUCGGCCUGCGUUUGUGCUUUGUGAGGUCGAGCACAGGUGUCUGCACCCCAGCCGCUGCUGACGAGCGCAGGCGGCUCAGCAGGCUCUGCCUGUUGAAGGUGGUGGUGCAGGAUGAGCGAGACAGCAGGGGUGCCCUCCUGUCUGUUUUGAGAGUUGCCUUCUUAAAGGGUGCUAUUUUGUUUUGCUUAAUAAGGAAAAGAAAAUAAAGAGAAUGUAAAACUCUACUGACUAGUUGUCAGUUUCAAAAAAAAAAAUGGGUUCUUGAGAAACUGAUUGGCUUAGAUUUACAGCAGCAUUUCCCAUUGCUGAAGCGCGGGAGCAGCUCUGUCAGUUGAAAAUGGUUUAAGUCGGGAGUAGGAGAAAAAGAAUACCUUUAAGUUUGCUCUUAAAAAUAAUCAUAUAGAAGCAUGAACUGUGUGUUGGAAGUGCCCUGGUCUACUCCACCCACUUAAAGACGGUACAUAAUCCUACCAGUUUAAAUGUACAUGAAAAUAUAGUUUGGUAUUCUUUACUGUUUACAUUGCAGAUCACUAUAAUUUCAAGGAGUUAUAUUAUAAAUAAAUGAUGCACUUUAGGACCUUUUCUAUUUUUGAAAUCUGAACAUGAAUCAUUCACAUGACCAAAAAUUGAAUUUUUUUAAAAAAAAUACAUGUCUAGUCUGUCCUUUUUAAGUAAUUAUUCUCUUAAAUAAGCUAUCGUAGAAAUCAGAUCAUUACCAGUUAACUUGUAAAGCACAUCUGUUUGAGUAUUGUUUUGAAAAUACUAAUAUGCUAGAGUUUAAAAAGAAAAAAAGCUAUAUAAAUGAGAUGCUACUAAAUGUUUGAAAUCUGUUGUUUUUGCCAAAGUUAAGUAAAAGAUUUGUUCAGAAAUCGGCAUUCAAAUUUGUGUAAUUGAAUAAAAGAAAACAACAACUUAUAUAGUAAAAUAAAUUGUGUAUGGAAUGUCGUGUUUUCCUUUGUAAUUUCUCAUGAUCUGUACACUCCAAGAAUGGCACCCAGGUUAAGUGGGGAGCCCUGUUUAUGCUAGAUCCUAUUUGAAGACACGUUAGUCAGUAGGUUCUGGCUCUGCCAGAAAUGCUGAGGCAAAUUUGUUUCCACAGCAACCGUGUCUGCAGCCCAGGGUCUCGAGGCCCUAGAGGCAGUGUCUUAAUUGGCUUCACACAGAAUACUCUGGACUGGAGUUUUUCCUUUGCUCUCUUGGGAAUGUGUGUGUUUAUUAGCACAUGCCAACAAAAUAAAUGUCAAGGGUUAUUUAAUAACAAUGAUAAGUAAAGGUGAAGCGUGAAUAAACUUGAUUUUCUGAUCAUAAGAAUUAGAGAUAGCAGAGCCUUGUAAUUUUCACAAGCGUUUGCCUUGACUGUGUUCAGUCUGCAGUAAACAUUGAAAUAGAUGUUUAUAUUAGGCAUGGAAUCAUUACUGCAUUUCAUCUUUGCAUCAUUUAGUCCGGAUUUCGCUUUCUAGACAUGUUUGUGCAAGGUGUAGGAUAAGGGCCUGCUUAGAAGUUUCUCAAGACAGCCAAAGUUUGUCUUGUGCUGGUCAAAGGAAGCUGACAUUAAGCUCCCGAUCCAGGGAAAAUUUCUGUGAAAGAACAAGUCAAAUUUCAAACUGGAGAAUUUAUUUUUUUUAGUUGUUAGCUGUACUGCAUUGGGAGCUAAUAAUUAGAUUUCUUCCCUUCGGUUGCCAGUUUGGAGUUGAAUGAUUGUUAUUCAUUGCCAAGGCAGGCGUCGGUGAUGUCUCUGUGCAACACCACUGUAAUUUGCACUUCGUCUCCCUCUGAUGCAAUGCUUGCUCAUGGCAGACGAGCCUGGUGGAGGGUGUGCCUGCUCCCAGCUGUGGCAUUUCUAGCCUCAGACACAUGCCUCAAGCCUGUGCUGGCGUCAUAAAUAUUGCACUGAGACGUCCUGAGGCCAGCAGUCUUGGAGGCCCUGAAGGUGGAGCAUUUGUUAAUGUGGUUGAGCUUGGAAUUCGUUAUAAGUUGAAUAUUUAGCUCUAUUAUCAGGAUCAAGGGGCGGCCAUGUUGCCAAUUAAUUUGGUUCUUUCUGGGGCUUCCUAGUGCUCAGUAGACAGAAUUGGGCCCAGUCUCCAGAACUGAGCACAGAUUUACAAGGAAAAUCAAACUUUAAAGUUCAUGGAUUCACUUUUUUAAAGACAUUCUUAAUCUAGUAAUGAAGAUACCAUUUUUCUUAACAGUGAUACCUUCCUACUUUUGAUGGUAUAUUUAUAGUUGAACGCCAUACACUCUGAACUGCUUUGUGAAAAGUUGGUCGUAGUCUAAAUUCUAUUUUGCUUUCAAGAGGGAUCUUCCUGACACAUUGCUUCCUGGGAUUUUUUUUCCUGUAGGUGGGGAGAGGUGGUCUCUGCACCAAGAUCCACACCUCCUUGAUGUUCUUUUUCAGUAUCCGUGUGGUUACAUCCAUAGGGAGGGAUAAAACUACUAAAAUGUGAAGCAGUGUUUCUUCUGAAGCCCGUGGGUUUGGCAGAACCUGGAAUGUACUUUCCUUUGAUUCCCUUUUAUUUUUUUCCCCACUUGCCCCUCAAAACGUACUGAAGAGUACAUUCUGUCAAAAGACUGGCGAAACAUUUUCAAAUGUUAUAGAUUCAAAUUGCGUAUACUGGCACUUCACAUGAUGGCCAGCAUGGCAACAUCCAAACAAGAGUGACCUGUGUGUCAGGCCCUGCGCUGUGGCACUGGCCACUUCCCUGAGUAGACAUUGUGCCCCUGUGGGCAGCUGCAUUCCUCCACCGUGACCCUUCAUAAUAGGUGUAUGUAGAUAGGCUAUCGACUACAGAUUUGCACAGAUGUGUGUGUGAAAUGAAAUCCGGGCAUCGACAACUUCACAUUGCUGGGAAGCUGCAGUUAUGUCUCUAGAGAGUCUCAUUUGGUCUGGAAUCCGGCCAGUGGUGGUCCUGUGCGUGGCUCAAGAAAUCGGUGGGCAGGUCUAAUUCUCCAUCAAAAAGCACUAUACGUUCGUGAAACUGCACAGGUGGCUGCAUUUUAGUAAAUAAUAUGGGUCCAGAACAAUGUUUACAUGAAAUGUAAGCAGAAAGUAUUUGAAAUUACGGUUGUCCUUUUUUUUAAAAUGUAAACUGAAUGAAAAAUGUUAUGUGCAUUUUGGUACUGACUGUAUUUUGUAUAAACUGAAAUAAAAUAUUUUUAACUGCG